GGGUGGCGGAGGUGGAAGCAGCAGCGGCGGCAGCAGCAGCAGCAGUAGCGGCAGGCUUGGAGGGGCAGAUCGACGUAGAGGCUGUAGCGGCUGCUCUGGCACAGGCGCAGGGGAGUGGCAUGCGGGGAGUGGGGCAGCAGGUAGGGGUGGGCGGGAGGAGCGCGCUGGAGAGGCAGCAGCAGCAGCAGCGGGAGCAGCAACAGCAGAGGGAGCAGCAGCAGCGGGAAGAGGAACAGCAGCAGGCGCAGGUACAGCAGGGGCAGCAGCAGCAGCAGGGGCUGGGGGAAUUGGAGCAGAUGGCAGCAUCUUGGGCGGCGAUUGUCCAGCAGUCGGGUGAGACGGAUUCGUCGUCGCUAGUCGAGCUGAGAAACUCGUACAUUCAGCAGCAGCAGCUGCUGCUGCAGCAGCGGCAGCAGAGCCAGCCGCAAGCGCAGACGCAGCAGCAGCCACAGCAGCAGUUAGUGGCGGAGCAAGCUGAAUGGCAGCAGAACCAGCCGCACAGCAACCAGCAACAGCAGCAGCAGCAGCAGCAGCAGCAGUCGCAGGCAGUGCGACAGUCUCGGGCUCAGCAGGUGCAGUACCAGCAGCAGCAGCAGCAGCAACAACAGCAGCAGAUUCAGCAGCAGCAGCAGCAGCAGCAGCAGCAGCCGUACCGGCAGCAGCAGGUGCAGCAGUUUCAGCAGCAGGCGCAGCACCAGCAGCCGCAGCAGGAAGUGGCAGUACCAGAAGCCGAAGCUGGGCUCAUAGGCAUGGCAGGUGCAGAUGACGCCACCUUAGCCAGCCUGAGGCAAGCUGUGGGGGACGCAUGGCAGGGGUCAGGGUUUGGGAGCCUGGAGGCGAUCUGGCAGCAGGCGGGGCGGAGCGCAGUGCUGGGGCAGGGAGGGACGACAGGAGGCACGGCAGGGGGGAGGGGCAGUGCUGCUGGUGGCUCUGGAGCCGGGGCAGUAGCAGCAGGGGGGGAGUUGGGGCGGAGGCUGCUGCUGCUUUUGCCCAAUGCGCAUGCUGCGGCGGCGGCUGCUGCUGCUGCAGCAGUGAUUGCAGCAGCAGCAGGCAGUGCCGGUGUUGCUGCAGGGGGCGCAGCACAGCAGGACCUGCAGGGAGGGACUCCGGUGAUGAAUCUCAAUUUUCCAGUGGCCGAGGAUACCGCUGGGGCUGGUGCUGGGGGUGGCAGCAGGCGGGAGUCACGCCGGCAACAGCAGCUGCAGCAGCAGCAGCAGCAGCAAGGGCAGUAUCUGGGUCCCCAGAGGCAGCAAUCCUUGCAACCCCAGCAGCAGCAGCAGCAGUAUCUACGUCAGCAGCAGCAGCCGCAGGUGCAGACUCAGCAGCUGUAUCAGCAGCUGCAGGAACAGCAGCAGCAGACACAUCAUCACCAGCAGCAGCAGCAGCAGCAGCAGCACCAUCAGCAGCAGCAGCUUUUCGGUUCUACAGCAGCAGAAGCUGCUGGGUACGGGAACGUGCGACAAGAAGAGGUGCAGCACCACCAGCUGUACCAGCAGCAGCAGCACCAGGCGCAGCAGCACCACCAGCAGCAGCAGCUGCAGCAGGAGCACGAGACGGAGCAGCAGAGCACCCAGUGGCCCCAGUCCCUCCCCUUUGCCAACCUAGGCGGCUUGGAUAAUGACACCGAGCCUCUGCAGUUUGCUUCCCCGGCUGGUGCUGCCGCUGCCACUGCUGGUGCACACUCAGCAGCUAGAGCACUACAGCAGGGGGGGUUGCCUGCGACUGCUUGGGGUGAAGUAGCCUCGGCAUUGGGAUCGGUUUCAGGUGCUGGGGUAAAUAACCCUGUGCAUUUCAAUCUCGGGCAGCAGCUGGCGGGGAAUCGGGCAGGAGGGGAGGCUGAGUUUGACCGGGUGCGCCUGUGGGGGAAUGAAUGGGAUGGGGUGAACGCUGGGGCGAAUGCUGCUGCUGCAGUGGCUGCGGCGGCAGCGGCAGCAGGGGGAGGGCAAGGGGAGGAGAGUGCUAGUGCUGGCUUGCAGCAGCUGCACAAUCUGGCUGCAGCUCAGAAUCAGCUGCUUCAGUUCUCUCGGGCUUUUGGGGCGGUGGGCCCGUUUUCUCGCUAGUAAUUGAAUAUCCCCCGCUUUUUAGCAAGGGGGCUGUGACGUAGUGACGUUUAGUAGUUAGGUGUGUGCAAUGGGUUAACAUUUGGUUGACUGCUUGUUUUGGCUGGGAUGUUGCUUUCUAGGACUUUAGUGUGUAUUCUUAGAAUAUCGUUGUGUUAUUCUUCGUUUUAGCUGCUUGAUGUUUGAAGUGCACUUACACGU
Molecule: messenger RNA, 2261 nt
Organism: Closterium sp. NIES-67
Lineage: Eukaryota; Viridiplantae; Streptophyta; Zygnematophyceae; Desmidiales; Closteriaceae
Source: the annotation of a GenBank genome assembly